Ictalurus furcatus (blue catfish) is the source of this 970-nucleotide messenger RNA. Its product is annotated as PYD and CARD domain containing. Bases 302 to 637 code for a protein of 111 amino acids. Gene Ontology annotation, biological process: regulation of apoptotic process. The transcript is spliced from 4 exons. The record is from RefSeq and is a predicted model, not a curated record. NCBI's taxonomy places the organism in Eukaryota, Metazoa, Chordata, Actinopteri, Siluriformes, Ictaluridae.
GGAACAGAAGUAGCAGUAGAAGGUUUGCUGCCUCUACAGGUUUUUCCUCUUGUGCGUGUUUACAGAUACAAACAGCACCAGUCCACAUCGUUAUUAUUGUUAUUCUUUUGCGUUACUUGACGGUUUAAUCGGUGGUGCAAUAUUUUUAAACGUUCACUGAUAAUCUAACGAGUUUACUGACGGGGGAAACGAGGGGAGUUGUUCCAGUACUGUCAGUACUUCAGUCCUCUGUCAGUACUUUAUCCGGAGGGGAACAGCGCGCGCUUCGGGUUCUGCAAUCCAGCUACAGAUCUAGAACACAAUGUCAGGGAUCCCGUAUGUUCUCGAUCAGACGGAUGAGGUGGAUGAGACGAUGGGUGUGAAUCGGCUGUGUGGUGCCAUCUUUAUUGAUCAGCAUAGAGACAUUCUUAUACAGAGAGCCUGCACUGUGGUCACCAUACUGGACAAACUCCUGAGUGUGGGAGUCAUCAAUAAUGAGGAGUACCACGACAUCAAAAAUGAGAAAACAGAUAAUAAACAGAUGAGGGCUUUACUUACAGGGCCAAUCAGAGCCAGUGGUGAUCGAGGAAAACAGAUCCUGUUCAAGACGCUGAAGGAACAGCAGCCGUUAAUGAUGAAGGACCUCGGAGUUGCUUAAAGAAUUUAUGGAUUAAAGAAUUUAAGAACCUGUUGCAUUGCGUUUGUGGUGCUCAAUGCGAUAAGUUUACCUCAUAUUAAUCGAUCUAUACGACAAAUGGUUUGAGUUACUCUGUUCUGAAUGAUUACAUUUACACACAGCCCGAUAAUCUGUUCAAUAGAAAAUUUAAGUUCUUAGAAAUUGGACGCUGUACUCAGAAGAUAAAGGUCUUGGAGUACACACAUGCAAAGGCCUCAAAUUUUGUAUUUUUUAUAACUAGAUUAAUGAAUCUUGACACAACAACAACAUCAAUCCGACCGAGCAGGACUGAGUUUCCCACAUCGACCCACCAUC